This is a messenger RNA of Linderina pennispora, 2481 nucleotides long. Its product is annotated as prokaryotic type I DNA topoisomerase. The transcript has 16 exons. Gene Ontology annotation, biological process: DNA topological change. Lineage: Eukaryota; Fungi; Kickxellomycota; Kickxellomycetes; Kickxellales; Kickxellaceae. Gene Ontology annotation, cellular component: nucleus. The record is from RefSeq and is a predicted model, not a curated record. Gene Ontology annotation, molecular function: DNA binding; zinc ion binding; DNA topoisomerase type I (single strand cut, ATP-independent) activity. The annotation marks the transcript as partial.
CCAAGUCCUAUCGUUGCGAUCCUCAGCAACGGCAGCUCGCGCACACGCAACGGGUGCAGCAAAUACAACAAAAACCAUGACUUUGAGUACCGCAUCAACGGCAGCUUCACACCGGCCACCAUGACGUCGGUACUGGGCCACGUUCUGGAGCUCGAUUUCACCGGCGACUUUCGCAAAUGGCAGGCGUGCAACCCGCAGCAGCUGUUCACAGCGCCGCUAGUCACCAGUACCAACGAGAAGCUGCAGGACACCGCACGCAAUGGCGAGGGGAUCGGCAGUGAGGUUCGCGCAACUCGGGCGCAUUUCUCGUCGGCAAUGCAGAGCCCGCGCGAGUUGGACAUGCAGCUGGUGGCGGCGCGGAUCGGCUCGGCAUUGACGCGGUUCCAGACGCUGCGCCUGCAGUCGCGAUUCGAGCCCAUCAAGGACCGCCUGGUGAGCUACGGCCCGUGCCAGUUCCCGACCCUGGGCUUUGUUGUCGACCAGUUUCUGCGCGUCGAGCGGUUCGCGCCCGAGCCGUUCUGGCUCCUGUUCCUGGAGCACCAGAAGCCCGAUGGUCCGCGCGGUCAUGCGUGCUUUGCCAUCUACAUGCAGUGUGUGCAAUCGCCGACCGUGCGGAUUGUGUCGGAGAAGUGGCGGCCGCUACCAUUGACCACAGUGGAAUUGCAGACGUGCUGCGCCCGCUUCCUGCGUAUGUCGCCCGACUCCAUCAUGGGCGUGGCCGAGGGUCUCUACAACCAGGGCUUCAUCAGCUACCCGCGCACAGAAACCGACCAGUUCGACCGAUCCAUGGACCUGCAGGGCACUGUGGCGAAACUGACGCAGUUCCAGCCCCUGGCAGCCUACGCCCAGCGCCUGGUCAAUGGCGAGUUCCGGUGGCCGCGCCAGGGCAAAAACAAUGACAAGGCACAUCCGCCGAUCCACCCGCGCGUCUACGAGUUCAUCACCAGGCGCUUUCUCGCGUGCUGCUCCGAUAACGCCAAGGGCCAGGCGACCGAGCGCUGGUCCGAGUCCACCGGCGAUACCUUCACGCCCACCGCACGACCACGGCACCGAAAACUGCUGACUGAGGGCGAACUGGUCAAGAUCAUGGACCGCAAUGGCAUUCGGCACCGACGCCACAAGAUCAUCGACCGCGAGUACAUAUUCAAAGGCGCCCAAGGCCUGAGCCCCUCGACGCUGGGUGUCGGCCUGCAGGAGCUGCGCAAAAUCUGCCUUGGCCACAAGCACAAGCAGGAUGUCGUGCGCGAAACCCUGCAUCUCUACCAGGCUGUCUACACAAAGUCUGCCAAUGAAAUCGAGAAGCUCGAGCUGGCCCUCGGCCGCUGCAUGGGUGUGACGCCCACUAGCGACCCGGCGUGGCAGCCCAAUAAUGUAGUCAAUGCCGACGUCUGUAUGUGCCCGCAGUGUCCUGGCAGCUGGCGUCUGCGCGCCCGUCAGAAUGGCUCGUGGAUGAUCGGAUGUGAUCGGUAUCCGCAGUGCCGUCGCGCUGUCUGGGUACCCGAUGUCGUCGAGAAUAUGCAGGUUAGUGAGGUAGCGUGUUCGAUGUGCGUGGGGAAUCCGCGCGGCCCGGCUAAAUUGCUGGAAAUUGUCUUCAGGCAAGGCUCCGUGCCCCCGGGCGUGCCGACGCCGUACCAGGGGUGUGUGCGCGGCUGUGACGAGCUCAUCAGCGAAAUGUUUGGUUCGAAUUCUGGCGGUGGCGGUGGCGGUGGCGGGAACCCUGCACUACCAAACACCGCAGGCAGGCCGGUAUCCCACCAAAACCAACUGCCGCCGCCUAGCAGACCACGCCUGGUUACCCAGAAGCCGGGGCCCAACAAGGGCCGGGCAUUCUUCAAGUGCGCCCGCGCGGCCGACGCCCAGUGCGAUUUCUUCCAUUGGGCCGACCAGCCCACCAAUUCCUCCGACCUCUUCCCAGUGCAGUCCAGGCUCCCCAAGCCCAAGUGCAAAUGCGGCCUGUUUGCAUCGCUGAAGCAGACGUCGGAGAAGGACGCCGAGGCGUAUAUGGAGGGCGCGCUGAUUCAGAAUGCUGCCGGGUCGCAGUGCUACAGGUGCCAGCAAGCCGGCCAUUGGGCUAGGGACUGCCCAAAUGCUGAGCCUGGUGGCGAAGGGAGUUCCCGGAAGAGCGCUGGCGGCCCAGGUGCGCAGAGGCAGAGGAAGGGGAAGGGGAAGGGGCAGAGGUAGAGGGAGAGGGAGAGGUGCGAAGCAGAAUGGCCCAGUAGUGAAGGAUGUUGAUCCGAAUUUCCAGUUCUGGGAUUGACAUGUCGCGGUGGUACAAUACAUUGCCCAGCACAUUAGCUUACAACCACGAUACGCGGUAUUUAAAUACACAGUAUUAACACCAGUACGCCCCCCUCCUACACUCUAGGUUCCACCAAUAGACCAGCCAAUCUACUAAAUAGGCUCCAAUAAGGCAAGGCACUGGGCAAUUUCUCUGCAGUGGUUUACUAUAUUUCUUAUUCCUUGCGUCCUCCCACAUCGAUG